GUACCCUGUCUCGGUCCUUCUUCCCAGAUGUCGCCGAGGGGCAGGGAGGGCUUGCUCACCCACCAGCCUCCCCGAGCCCACGCCUGCCACUGGAAUGAGGUCACUGGAAUGUCUUGGAACCAUGAGUGCAUGGGGCUGUGGGAGCCGCGCAGCAGCCUGCCGUGGGAAUGACGGCACCUCCCGCGCCCGGCCGUCUGCAGCGAAGAACAUUGCCAACAGUGAGGCUGUCACAUUUUCCGUGUGAACCCAAGUGGGAGGAUCCUUCAGCAGUGGCUUCUGGGGUUGGAGCCUGGGGCAGGUGGGGGCAGGAGGGGUUCCCGACUGGCUUCAUUCCUGGAAACUCAUGUGCCUUGAGGCUUUUUGUCCUGAAUUGAGGCUUGGUGGAGAAGGCAGAAGUGUCAACAGCUCCAGACCCGGUUCUUCCACUUCCAGCCCGGUGACCUUUGGCAGGUGACAUCACCUCUCUGUGCCUCUGCUGGCCCAUUUAGCUUUGGAACAUGUGCCCCUCUUGGUGAACUGACAGUGGUCUGUGUGUGUUGCCUGCUCCCAGCUCUUGCAUUCCUCAGUCUUGGUAACCAGAAUGUUCUGUGUAUUCAAGCUCACAACCAUCCAUGGGACAGGAAGCAACGUUGAGUACCUCGUGAUGCGUCAAGAUGCACCUGGGAAGACGGUGAGCCCUUGACACGACUGCUGCUCUCAAUCAGCGGCCACCGAAGCUCCCCGCAAGCAACCUGAAUCAUCUCAGAUCAGGAUGGGGGAAGUUUUAAAGUUCCCAUUAGACACAUUGAUGUCCCAAGCUUUGAAAAGAGCCCAGACGCCAAAGGCCAGAAUGCCAGAGCCUUGCCCACACUGGUGUGAUACUCUGGCCAGCGUCUAACAGCCACUGGGCUGUACCCUCUGCUGGGCCGAGUUCCACAGCAGUGAGAUGUCUUGGUAUCCCUCUGACUUGGGCAGGACCUUCCACCACCUGCUGGCUGUUGCCUGCGUGUUCCUCCCAUAGUCGAAUCCGGAGGUCUUUCUGCUGGGGUCUGGAUGGCUCUCAGCGGAGUGUUCCGGGACCACAGUCCUCCUCUGCGGGCAGGGCAGCUGUGAGAAGGAGCCACAUGUGUGGGAGUGUUCCAGAAGACGGAGACACUUAGCAUGUCCCCAUCAAACCAGUCGGCAGAAGGCCUGCCCCAGGAGGCUGCCAACAGAUCUCUGAACGCUACAGGGACCCCAGAGGCCUGGGACCCGGGGACCCUCCAGGCAUUGAAGAUCUCCCUGGCUGUGGUCCUUUCCAUCAUCACAGUGGCCACGGUCCUCUCCAACACCUUUGUCCUCACCACCAUCUUGCUCACCAGGAAGCUCCACACCCCUGCCAACUAUCUCAUUGGUUCCCUGGCCACCACCGACCUCCUGGUUUCCAUCUUGGUCAUGCCCAUCAGCAUCGCCUAUACCAUCACACACACCUGGAACUUUGGCCAAGUCCUGUGUGACAUCUGGGUGUCUUCUGACAUCACGUGCUGCACAGCCUCCAUCCUGCAUCUCUGCGUCAUUGCACUGGACAGGUACUGGGCCAUCACGGAUGCCCUGGAGUACAGUAAGCGCCGGACAGCAGGCCACGCGGCCGCCAUGAUCGCCGUGGUCUGGGCCAUCUCCAUUUGCAUCUCCAUCCCACCGCUCUUCUGGCGGCAAGCCAAAGCCCACGAGGAGGUGUCGGACUGCCUGGUGAACACCUCCCAGAUCUCCUACACCAUCUACUCCACCUGUGGGGCCUUCUACAUCCCAUCCGUGCUGCUCAUCGUCCUGUAUGGCCGCAUCUACAUGGCCGCCCGGAACCGCAUCCUGAAUCCGCCCUCCCUCUACGGGAAGCGCUUCACCACGGCCCACCUCAUCACGGGCUCGGCGGGCUCCUCGCUCUGCUCCCUCAGUCCCAGCCUCGGUGAGGGCCACUCGCACUCAGCCGGCUCCCCGCUCUUUUUCAACCCCGUGAGGAUCAAGCUCGCGGACAGCGUCCUGGAACGCAAGCGGAUUUCCGCUGCUCGCGAGAGGAAAGCCACUAAGACACUGGGCAUCAUUCUGGGGGCCUUCAUCGGGUGCUGGCUGCCCUUCUUCGUGGCGUCUCUGGUCCUGCCCAUCUGCCGGGACUCCUGCUGGAUGCCCCCGGGCCUCUUUGACUUCUUCACCUGGCUGGGCUACUUAAACUCACUCAUCAAUCCCAUCAUCUACACUGUGUUUAAUGAGGAUUUUCGGCAAGCAUUUCAGAGAGUGAUCCAUUUCCGGAAAGCCUUCUAGUCGUCUCAUUGGCGGUUUACCUUUUGCGUCCUGUCCGCACCCUGCUGGGGUGUCCUUUCUGGUUUUCCCGACUUGGGUUUGUUCUUGAUCUCUUGGGUUCUUGGCACAAGUCACAGUUGGCUCUGUUCUUUGCCCUGUAUCUUCAUGACUUCUGAGCUCCAAGCCGGGUGAUUUCACGUAGCACAGUAUUUCCAUGGCUCCUCCACUGAGUGACCCACAGGAUUCCCCAUUGAUACAAUUCAGGUGAGAAGCUGUCUGGCUCUGUAGAAUAGACCUUAGGCUCCAAGGGAAGGUGUUCUGGUCUACCUGAAAUUUGCAUGGAGCUCAAAGCAGGGUGGGUAAUUACCUGAAUUGAAAGAGAACUUGGAGCCAGACGAAAGGACCUCUGAUCCUUGUAGCACCUUGUUUGGGGACGAAUACCUGGGGGUAUUUCCCACGGAGUGCCCCUUACGUUGAAUCUCUCCCCGUUGUCCAUGGGGAGAGAAUCAGUACUUGGGGUAACAAUAAUAUAGAGGGGCUUGGAGAGAGAUGAGAGAUUCAGAAAUGAGGGGCAGCCCAGUGGGACAGCUGGGCCCGAUUCAGCACCCUGCACCCUUCCUUAUUCUCCAGUAUCCUUGCACUGUCUUAAUAUUCUGAAGUUCAAACCCAUGGUCACGCCCAUUGGAAUAGAUUGACAGGCUUUGGCCCUGCCAAACUGAAUGGGACACCAUUCUGAAUUAUUUUUUUAACAUCUCAUUCUCAUUAGAGAUUGUAGGAUGUUGAAUCUUGUCAAAUAAAAAGCAUGAGACCUCGCCACCAGUACAGUCUGUGGGUGCUUUCUCCCCCAUCCCUGAAUCUGGAGCCACUGUUCAGUUCAGCUGGUGGCACUUACAAAGCACCUGUGGAGCACAUGCCAGCCCUGAGCCUGGCAUAGCAGUGCAGGUCAGGUAGCAUGAAGCGCUCAGGACCUGACAAGUGCUGCCAGUCUCUAGCUUGGAUAAGAAGUUUCUGAUUUCUCUCUGCCUCAGUAUGUUUUAUACACACACACACACACACACACACAUAUAUAUAUAAAUUAAUGCAGUGUUUGACACAGGAACACUUAUUUCACUUUUUAAAGAUUUAUUUAUGUAUUUGAAAUGCAGAGUGACAGAGGGAGGAACAGAGAGAGAAGAGAGAGAGAGAGAUCUUUCCAUCAACUGGUUUGCUCCUCAAAUGCCUACAACAGCCAGCUCUAGGCCAGCCCAAAACCAGGAGCCAGGAACUCCAUCCUGGUCUCCCACAAACUCGAGCCAUCAUCUGCUGCCCUCCAAGCACAUUAGCAGGAAGCUGGAUUGGAAGUGGGGUAGCCAGAACUUGGACCAGGCACUCUGAUAUGGGAUGCGGGCAUCCCAAGCUGUGUGUAACCCGCUGUACCACAAGGCUUGCCCCACACUUAUUAUUAUAGAGGUACAGGAAUUGCCCUACUCAAGGUCAAUCAGCAAUAAAAAAUAAUAGCUGCUUUUUAUAAAGUGCCUACGUGUUCUUGUCCAUUCUUGGUCCCCACGUUAGAGAUGCAGUAAAGAAACCUGGCUAUGCGUACGGAAGGCUUCACAGAGAGGUGACUCCCUAAAGCCGAGCCUGUGUGGGUGAGAGGCACAGGUGAUGAGGCCUCCUGGGGAAGAAGGGGCGGAGCCAAGGAGGGGAAGGUCACGGGAGGCAGAGAGAAGAGCAGGGACCCCGCCAGGGAGGCCUGGGAGAAUGCAGGGCAGGAAG
Oryctolagus cuniculus (rabbit) is the source of this 4008-nucleotide messenger RNA. The record is from RefSeq and is a predicted model, not a curated record. NCBI's taxonomy places the organism in Eukaryota, Metazoa, Chordata, Mammalia, Lagomorpha, Leporidae.